AUGGGUGCGGCCGUGCAGGCCGGCCUGAAGGCGCGCGAUGCCGCGCUGGACGAUGUCGUGCUGACCGACGUGAUGCCCUACUCGCUGGGCAUCAUCGCGGCGAGCAACAUCAACGGCCGCUUCGUCACCGACCGCUUCUCGCCGAUCAUCGAGCGCAACACGCCGGUGCCGGUGUCGCGCGUGGAGCGGUAUCACACGGUGGCCGACCAGCAGCGCCAGAUCCUCAUCGACGUGCGCCAGGGCGAGUCGCCCGUGGGCUCCGAGAACCUGAGCCUGGGCAAGCUGGAGAUCGCGCUGCAGCCCGUGCCGGCCGGCGAGGCGGGCGUGGAGGUGCGCUUCACCUACGACGCCAACGGCCUGCUCGAAGUCGAAGCCCACGAGACGCCCGGCGGCCAGCGCCACGAACUCAUCAUCGAGAGCCAGGGCGCACGCCUGUCGCCCACCGAACUCGCCGCCACGCGCGAACGCCUGCAGACGCUGAAGCGCCACCCGCGCGACGAACAGGACAACCGCUACCAGAUCGAGCGUGCCAAGCGCCUGUUCGAGGACCGCCUGGGCAACGACCGCGUCAUGCUGCAGGACUGGCUCGCACAGUUCGAAGGCGCCCUCGAAACGCAGGACGCGCGCGUCAUCCGCAGCGCCCGCCAGCAGUUCAAGGAAGCGCUGGACAGCAUCGACACGUCGUUCCGGUUUUGA
Ostertagia ostertagi is the source of this 696-nucleotide messenger RNA. The record is from the annotation of a GenBank genome assembly. Lineage: Eukaryota; Metazoa; Nematoda; Chromadorea; Rhabditida; Trichostrongylidae.